This is a messenger RNA of Linum trigynum, 5308 nucleotides long. NCBI's taxonomy places the organism in Eukaryota, Viridiplantae, Streptophyta, Magnoliopsida, Malpighiales, Linaceae. The record is from the annotation of a GenBank genome assembly.
CCUUUUUUAGAGACUAGGUAAACUACCCGUGCAUAUAUUUUAUGUAACUUACCCUUCAAAUUAAGUAUUUUACCAUAUUUAUUAAUGUCACAGUAAUUCGAGUGACUUGUUUUAGUAAUUCGAGUGACCAAAAUUGAUAUUAAAAUUUCCUAAUGACUAAAAAGGAAGACUAAUCCACGGAGAGAACCAACCUUUCUUAUGUGAGUCAAUCUUAUUAGCACUUAGAAUCGUUAACAUUAUAUGCAGCUCUCAACUUAUAUACUAAAUCGCAUAAGUGUACCAUGACGGGUUAAUGUUAUUACGAUAAUGCUACACAGACUUCUAACAGUAGUCACAUGUGGAUGUGAUUGCACAAAUGUGUCGAUCGAUGUCCCGCACCGCAAGAUUACUGACAUUUUCAGCUUAAUAAUUAGUACCAGAAAAUAUAACAGUCUUUUAAACUCCUUAAUACAUGCAUUUAAGUCCCGAUGGCGAUGGCCGAUUAUGGGUUGAUCAAGUAGGCUGCUUCAUGAAGCUCAAACGCAUUGCGAAACUUCCAUGAAAGUGCAUGCAGACUCUCCAUCGUAUUUCUUGGUGUGUGUUGACGAACAACACUGACGACUAAUCUUCCUUCGUGUGUGGUCACAUGAUGAUCAUAUGGUUAAUAGCUGGCGAUAUAUAGAGUGAUAGCUUCCGUAGUUAUAUAAUUCUCUAUAAAUAAACAACUCAUCAUCAUCAUCAUCAUUAUCAAACAUAAAUAAAAGGCCUCAGUACGUAGUUUUGGUCUCUUGAUCUCCGAUGGCGCUGGAAACUGGCCGCCGACGUUGGUGGUUCCGAUUCUUCGUCGCGACCUUGUUCGCUGCGGCGGCGGUGGGGCGGUGUAGUUGUACUAAUAACACGACGGCGGUGAACGUAGGGGUGAUUCUGGACUUGAAGAGGACUGACUUCGCCGGGCAGGUGUGGCUGAGCUGCGUGGAAAUGGCGGUCUCGGAGUUCUACGCUUCCCACCCGAACUACACCACCCGCGUCGUCAUUACCGCCAGGGAUUCCCGCAGAGACGACGUCGUUCAAGCUGCUGCUUCCGCCCUGGAUUUGAUAAAGAACGUGCAGGUCCAAGCUAUCCUCGGCCCAGACACAUCGAUGCAGGCCAACUUCCUCAUCCCGAUGGGAGAAAAAGCCCACGUCCCCAUCGUCUCCUUCUCCGCAACAAGCCCAACCCUCGCUUCCAUCGGCAGCCCGUACUUCUUCCGCGCCGUACAAAACGCUUCCACCCAAGUCCACGCCGUCGCCGCCAUAGUCAAGGCCUUCGGCUGGCGGCAGGCCGUCCCAAUCUACGUCGACAACGCCUUCGGCCAAGGCAUCAUCCCUUCCUUAGUCGACUCCCUCCAAGCCGUCGACGCCCGCGUUCCUUACCGCAGCGCCAUUUCGCCGUCCGCCACCGACGACCAAAUCGGGCAAGAACUCUACAAGCUCAUGACCAUGCAGACUCGCGUCUUCAUAGUCCACGCGUCUCCCGAUCUCGGCCCCAGGCUAUUUGUCAAGGCCAAAGAGGUCGGGAUGAUGUCAGCAGGUUACGUGUGGAUCAUAACCGAUGGGCUCACCGUCUUCCUGCCUUCCUUUCACCCUUCAGUUCUCCGCUCCAUGCAAGGCGUGUUGGGAGUCAAACCGCACGUGCCACGAUCAAAGGCGGUCCGAAACUUCACGACACGUUGGAGGAGGAAGUUCCGGCGAGACCAUCCGGAGAUCCUCGAUGCCAACCUCAACAGCUAUGGUUUGCGGGCGUACGAUGCCACGUGGGCACUGGCAAUGGCGGUCGAGAAGGCUGGAGCCGCAACCUACUUCGGUUUUGAAAGCGAUCAGACGAAGAAUAUGAUCGGGGUGUCGAGAAACGGCCAGAAUCUGGCUAGCGCGCUCUUGGGAACGAGCUUCCCAGGUCUCUUCGGUGGGUUUGCGUUGGAGGCCGAUGGGCAGCUGAGAGCGUCGGCUUACGAGGUUGUGAACGUGAAUGGGAACGCAGAUAGAGUUGUUGGGUACUGGACACCAUCACCAGGUGGCGAGCUGACGACGACGAGCUCGUCAAAGGUGGCGAGCCAGCUGGGGACGGUGAUAUGGCCGGGGGAUCCGGGUGCGGUUCCUAAAGGGUUCGAGAUCCCGACGAGCGGGAAGAAGCUCAGGAUCGGAGUCCCCGUGAAACCCGGCUUCAGGGAGUUCGUCUCCGUGAGUACCGAUCCCGAGACCAACGAGACGACCGUGACCGGCUACUGCAUGGAUGUUUUCGAAGCCGUCGUCCAAACGCUGCCGUAUGCACUUCCCUUUGAGUACGUGCCUUUCGCCAAACCUAACGGGGAAAGCAACGGGAGUUACAACGACCUGGUUUAUCAGGUCUUCUUAGGAAACUUGGACGCGGUGGUCGGAGAUAUCACCAUCAUCGCCAACCGGUCCAAGUAUGUUGACUUCACGCUGCCGUACACGGAAUCGGGAGUGUCCAUGGUGGUGCCGGUGAGGCCAGACGGGAGCAAGAAUGCGUGGUCGUUCUUGAAGCCAUUGACGUGGGAUCUUUGGGUGACGACGUUUCUCUUCUUUCUGUUUAUCGGGUUCGUGGUGUGGGUUCUGGAGCACAGGAUCAGCAAGGACUUCAGAGGCCCGCCUUCACACCAAGCUGGGACUAGCCUCUGGUUCUCCUUCUCCACCAUGGCCUUCGCUCAACGACAAAACGUGGUGAGCAACCUGACAAGGACGGUGGUGAUGAUAUGGUGCUUCGUGGUGCUGAUCAUCAUUCAGAGUUACACCGCGAGUUUCACGAGCCUCCUGACGGUGCAACGGCUGCGGCCCACGGUGACGGACAUGAGCGAGCUAUUGAGAAAGGGGGAGCUUGUGGGAUACCAGGAAGGCACGUUUGUGGUCGGGCUAUUGAACAGUAUGGGAUUCAGCGCUGACAAGCUCGUGAGUUAUAAUAGCAUCGAGGGUUUUGACUCGCUUUUCAGGCAAGGGAGAAUCGUGGCUGCGUUGGAUGAAGUCCCCUACAUCAAGCUCAUCUUGGCCAAGCGCUGCUCCGAGUACAUGAUGAUCGACCCCACUUAUAAAACUGACGGCUUUGGCUUUGUCUUUCCUAAAGGCUCCCCAUUAGUUCCAGACAUUUCACGAGCCAUCCUCAACGUCACUGAAGGAGACAGCAUGACAAAAAUCGAAGAAACAUGGAUUGGCAAGAACAACAAGUGCCCGGAGUCCAGCACCUCACCUCCUGUAGGGAACCAGCUGGGGCUGAACAGCUUCUGGAGCCUGUUUCUGAUUGCCGGAGUGGCCGCAGUUUCAGCGCUCUGCAUUUUUUCUGUUAUGUUUGUUUACGAGCACAGGAAGCUUUUGUUUCCCUCAAAAGACGAUUUACAUUCGAACCCUUCAUUCUGGAGAAGGGUUCUGAAUCUGUUCAAGACUUUCGAUGAGAAAGACCUCAAAUUCCAUACUUUCAGGGACGACAGAGUUGGUAACGAGAUUAACCUUGCCGAUUUGAAUGUGAUGACGAGCCCUUCCACGUUUUCGGUGGAGACAACGGAGUUUCCUGCGGGAUCAUCCCAAAAACCAAAUACUCCGCCGCUAGAUUCUCCGUCGGAGUUGAACGAAAGCACAGAGCCUCGGGUAGGAGAGAUUAACAACAUGGAAUCACAUCCAAAUUCCAGUGCAGGAGGAGUUAUUGCUACUGCUGAUGGUGAAAUUAUUAAAAGUCGUGUGUUUUAGUUAUUGGUAUUUUUUUGGGUUUUUAAUUAAGGGAGUGGGAUUAGGAAGUGGAUUAGUUAAAGAGGGACUAUUUUAUUAAGGGUUAUAGGUAUAAUAUGCUUCUUUACUAUGUCGUUUUAUCAAACAUGCCACUCUAUUAUUUUUUACAUCAAACAUGCCCCUGUAGCUUACCGCCUACUGUGAUGCAGAUUGGGGUGGCUUUCAGAUGACUCAUUGUUUUACUACAGGUUACUACAUCACCCUCGGCGAUGCCCCGAUGUCCUGGCUCACUAAGAAGCAACAAGUUGUUGCUCAUUCUUCAGCUGAAGCAGAGUAUCGAGCCAUGAUCAGCAGUGUAAGUGAAUUGCUCUGGUUGAGGUGGAUUUUGCGCGAUCUUAGUGCUCCACAGGAUGGUCCCGCACCACUCUAAUGUGACAAUCAAGUUGCUCCCCACAUUGCAGCCAAUCUAGUCUUCCAUGAGCGCACUAAACAUGUGGAGAUGAAUUGCUAUUUUGUUCGUGAACGAUUUCAAUCCCAAGAUCCCGCUUAAAGUUAAUUACCUCCAAGCUCUAUCAUACGGGGGAGGAUUAGACGAGGGCGAUCCACAGCCUGAGCCGACCCAAUCCAAGUCGGAUACGGCCCAACUUAAUCAUCAGCAGCGGACACUUUCGUCCUUCGCCUGGAGUGUCUUUUCCUUGGAAACCCUAGAUGAUUGUAGUAGGGUUAUAUAUUGAAAGGCCAUUGGUCGUGGUCAAUUAAUCUAGUAAUAAUAACUACAGCGGGAGAGACUCUUCUCUCCCAUGGACUAGUCUCGUGCAAUGGGGAUACCACGUAAACACCUGUCUCUUUCGUUACCGCUCUUAACAAUAUUUCAUACUUAUUUAUCCUAUCGAAUACUCAUCAUAUCUUAUAACCAUGACACACUAACCAUCAACUUCUAAAGGCAAAAAAAAAAAAAAAUCGAAGUCUUACUUUGGUUAUUAUGUUAUGUACUUUCCAUUUAACAUUGGGAUGCAAAUUACCAAGUGUUAAUUGUAUCAAAGCCAUAAAAAGCGUCAAUUUUCUCUUAACAAUUGGCGAUCAUAGAGUGACGAAAGAUUUGACACCUAUGCGUAAAGCGUUUUUAAAAAUAUGUUAUCAGCAGCUUCGUUUUCUUUAUUAACGAAUAUUUUAUUUAAAGUACGUGGUCAACUGAAAAAUUGGUAUGAGAAAUCGCUAUUACAAUUUACAAAUGAAAAACAUUACUGCUACCCACAACAAUACUACAAUUGUUUAAAAAAAAUAAUGAUUAGAAUAAGAAUCAUCAUUGUUUGAAAAUAGGUACUACAAAACAAAAACUCAACAACAUAAUUCCAUAUUAUAAUAUGAAAUCACGAACAAGUUGGACACUUUGAUUUGUGCCGACUGCCGACUGCCGACCACGAAUUACAAUUUCCAAACAACACUUUUUCUUUAUACACUUAACUAUGUGCUUACCUGCCAGGAUAUCGUCUAUCGUUAGGCGCAGACCGAAGAAAGAAUCUCUCUUUAUUGGUGGCGGAUCCAGCAAUUUCAGUGUUCUCUCCUAAAAAUUUAAUUAAAUUAGUAAUUAAAUAGUUAUUAAAUAAGACAAUAUCUG